GUCGGACCCCACUUCGGAGUUUGGCAACUGGGCCAGCUGGGCCAACGCAAACAAACGUGGUCGCGGAGGUGGUCACGGGACUUUAGUGACUUCGCAAAAUUUCGACCUUGAACGUCCCCCACUCGGUACCCUACACUCAACCACCCGUAUCAACAGUCGAAGCGACAUGGCGAGUCGUUCUACAGCUUCUUCUCGUCCGGGCGUAUCUCCCGCACCUGCAGCGCGUGUUAAUCAGAAUUUGUUGAAAGUGCUUGGCCAAAAUAAUCGCGGAAGGAUAUUGUGUCUCGCAGACGUCAGAGGACAUCUCUCAAAUCUGAACGAGCUGGCCAGUGAGAAUGAUGUGGUGGCCAUCAUUCAUACGGGGGAUUUUGGCUUCUUCGAUUCAUCAAGCCUCAGUAGGAUAAACGAUCGAACUUUGCGCCACCUGAUCCUGUACUCCCCUCUGAUUUCGAAUGAGGAGAGGGACCAACUCCUAGCUGACGGUCAACCGCUUCAGGCUCUCCGCAACACAGUCACCACGUCAUCCCGCCCAAUUCUCUCUGAAUUUCCGAAACUGCUUUCUGGAGAAAUCAAGUUAGCCGUGCCGGUGUACACUGUAUGGGGUGCUUGCGAGGACGUAACGAUUCUGGAGAGGCUCCGUAGUGGGGAGUAUGAAAUUGAGAAUCUUCAUGUCAUUGACGAGGCAACCUCUCGCUGCUUGGAUGUGGGCGGGGUCAAACUCCGCUUACUGGGUCUCGGGGGCGCACUUGUACCUCACAAGAUGUUUGACAAUGGUGAAGGCAAUGCUACUAUUGCCGGUGGUCAGGGAACCAUGUGGACGACUGCUCUUCAAAUCGGCGAGCUUGUAGAUACUGCACAACGGACGUACGAUCAUUCGGAAACUCGUCUUCUCGUUUCUCAUGCCUCUCCUGGCCGAGAAGGGAUAAUUGCACAGCUUGCUCUGGUUCUGAAAGCGGAUCUGACCGUGUCCGCGGGGCUCCAUUUCCGUUACGCGUCAUCCUACAACGAGUUUAGCGUUCAAGGCGAUAUGGAAGGUUUCCGACAGAAGCUCUCGAGCGGCAAGGAAAGCUUCUCGCGAGUGUGGGAGAACGUUAAGACGCAGGUGGAGGCCAUCAUCGAUGAAAACCAACGUAUCUUGCUCGAGAAGUGCCUCUCCGUGGUCGAACGCGUUCCCCCUGCUCAUGGAGGAACAACCGCUGAAGAGCCCGCCUGGAAGAAUUGUUGGAACUGGAAUCUUUGUGAUGCCGCCUAUGGACACUUAAUCCUUGAUAUAAACCAGGGUAGAGUUAGUUGCGAACUCAAGAGCCAAGGUUUUAAUUACGCCUACCGUCGCAAAUCAGACCCAGCACUGCCCGUCACCAAUGUUGAAACUUCAGUAGUUCCAUCUGCACCCAUGGUUUCUUCUGACCCGCAAGGACUGUCCACAUCCUCUCAUCCAGCAAACGGGAAUGCUGAUACUGCACCGAAAACUAAUGGGGCCUCCGUUGCAUCUACGGCUCCAGGAAGUCCGACUUCAGCGACGGCCGAUAGAACGAAUAAAAGAAAGCCCAACAAGAAAGAAAAGGAGAGAGAGCGUGAAAAGCGCGAGGAAGAGAAGAAAGCUUCUCCUGCUGGGGCUAUCUCGCCUCCGCUUGAUCGCUCAAUCACCCCUGCCACUGUUGCUGCCAAACAUCCCCUUCCCCGUUCUAACGUCGCCUCACCUGCCUCACCUGCUCCUUCAUCCUCUGCACAACGCGAUCAAGGGCUUCUUUCCCCCACUGGUGAGAGCGAGAGCACUGGUGGCCGCACACCAUUGACUAGCCGGCCGCGCCGCAACCCCAACACGCUCUUCCUUGGCGGACUCCCUGUUCCUGUGACGGAGGAUGAGAUUCGAGACUUCUUUGGACCAGCAAGGGCGGGAAUCACUCACAUUAAGAUUCCGCUGAAUCAUGCAAGCCGCCAACAAAAGCCAGUCGCAUUUGUGGAGUUUGGCGACAAAGAAGUGAUGGAAGAGGGAUUAGGCAGGCAUUCUGAGAAGUUCAAAGGGGUCACCAUCGAAGUUUCUAUCGCGGAAGAUCGUUCACAGCAACGUGAUGGGCCAGGCGGUGAAAGUGGGAGAGGCCGCGGCCGUGGAGGGUUCCGGGGGUCAGGACGCGGUCGCGGGCCAUUCAACAGCCGUAAUGGUGUGGUCGCUGCUGCCGCCGCUGCAGCGAGCGGUAGGAUCCAGCCUGGCGAUGGUGUUGUCAACCAGGGAAAACCUGAUGAAAGGAAGACACCCACCUAAUGUCGUAUUACCUGUUUUUAUUAUUUUUGUUGCACACUAUCUUAAUCCGUCUCACACGCAUCCUCUCCCUUUCAGCCUAUCCGCACGCUUCAAUCCGUUUAUGUUUUGUAUGGUGGUACUGCUCUCGGUUUUCAGUUCACUGUUCUCUACAUAUAUUUGCCUCUUGCUCUGAUUCAGAAACUGGCAUGGGACAAUGCAAUAUGGUUUAAGAACAACCAGAAUGACAACUACAAUGAUAAAUUGCAGAUCUUGCGC
Messenger RNA from Cantharellus anzutake, 2518 nucleotides. RefSeq lists its product as uncharacterized. The coding region runs from base 167 to 2263 and encodes 698 amino acids. Lineage: Eukaryota; Fungi; Basidiomycota; Agaricomycetes; Cantharellales; Hydnaceae. The transcript has 8 exons. Gene Ontology annotation, molecular function: RNA binding. The record is from RefSeq and is a predicted model, not a curated record.